AGGGACUAGAGAAAGUAGAUGCUACUUGCAGCAAUGGACAAGUAGCUCCUCUAAGAGCUAGAGAUUUAUUUUGCAGCCAAGGUGUUUGUCACACACACCCAAAAGGGCUGCUGAGGUGAUGGGAGCCGAAGACAAAGAAGAGGUGCUUGUAACUCUCUCUGGAGGAGGCCCCUGGGGCUUCCGCUUACAGGGAGGCUCUGAACAAGACAGACCCCUCCAAGUAUCCAAGAUUCGCAAGAGAAGUAAAGCGUGUCGUGGAGGCCUAAGGGAAAACGAUGAACUUCUCUCUGUUAAUGGAAAGCCAUGUGCUGGCCUCUCCCAUGCCACCACCAUGCAGAUCAUCGAUUCUUCCAGUAAUACCCUCAGCAUUGUUGUUAAAAGGGCAACGACCAGAGACCCGUCUGGGCCAAGUUUACUGCGCUCCCCUUCUCCGAAGCAAUUGCAAGCUGCCUCGCUUGCUUCUCCACUAAACCGAGCCUCCCAGGGACCCAGUUCUGAAACAGGGGAGCCCCAAAGUGCCCCAGAAGCUGAGCAGUUCCAGCGGCGGCAGCUCCUGGAGAACCUGACCUCCCCACCGGACAGUGAAGCAUAUUAUGCUGAGACAGACAGUGAUGCUGAUAACAUGGCCCAAGAAAAGCAUCGGAGAGCUCGCAAGAAGACUCCCCGCUCCCCCCCGGGGGGACCAAAUAACAAAGUGGGUGAGCCACAGGAUGAAGUCUCUGAGCAGAGUGGCUACGACAGCACACCUGAAGUGGUGGCACCAGGUGGAGAAGGAGAAGGGCUUGGUGGAGUGGCUAAGAGGGAGAUUGUAUUUCGCCCAGAAAAUCAGACUGACGCACCUUUCUCAGAGAGUGAAGUUUUGUUACACCCAUCCUUAGCUGAAGAGAUGGCGGUUCCCCAAGAAGCUAUGCUCCUUCCACAUGCAACUAGGACAAUUCGAGCGGAGCGCCACUUGAUCCCCAUGAUAGGUCCUGUGGAGCACCCUGUCGAUGAAGAUCUGACUACCAGCUACGCAGAGAAAGCGAAACAAGCCAAGCUUAAUCGGGGUGACAGCAUGCAAGAAAAAAACAUGAAGGAAGCCAAAACCAAAUGCAGAACCAUUGCGUCUCUCUUGACAGAUGCCCCCAACCCCCACUCCAAGGGAGUUCUGAUGUUUAAAAAACGCAGACAGAGAGCUAAGAAAUAUACCCUAGUCAGUUUUGGGAGUGUGGAAGAAGACCGCUGCUAUGACGAAGAGGAUGGAGUCUUCCCAACGAGCGAGUCAGAAUUUGAUGAAGAAGGCUUUUCUGACGCUCGAAGUUUAACCGACCACUCAGAUGGAGGCAACGCCUACCUUGACAUUGAGAAGCCCAAAGGCCCUCCUGCGCAGGAGCAGGCCCAGCUACAGCAAGGGCUGAGUGAAGCCUCCGGGAGAGGAGCACAAUUAUUUGAGCAGCAGAGGCAGAAAACUGAGAAGCAGACCUUGGAAAACACGUCUGCCCAGAAACCAGAGGCAGAGCUCCCAAAUUCAACCAUUCAGCCGACACGCAGCAUAAUGAGUAUUGAAGCACCGAUGCCGUGGAAGGCGGAAAAGACUCCUCUCAGUGUCCAUUUAGAAUCUGCACCAGUUUCAAGUGAGCUGCCACCCCCUACUCCUGCUCAGCUCCAGUCUCCCUCCGUUAUCUUUGGAGAGGGAGCCCAGAUAUCUUCAAAUACCUCAGGCAUCUUCAAUAGGUCCGCUCGGCCUUUCACUCCUGGCUUUUCUGGGCAACGUCCCAUGACGUCAUCGGUUAUGUUUAGACCUUUAGUGCUUAAAAAAAGUAGUGAGAGGAUAGGUGACCAAAGAACAGCUGCCCCUCCUGUUGCCCCUCUUUUUUCAGGGACGGUCCUUCCUGCCCCUCCAUCAUCAGAGCAAUCUAGAGGCACAGCAAGCGCAUCUGUGUCUCUCUAUAUCCCAACUACACCAUCAUCAGUACAGGCAGCAGCAGAUGCAAAAUUAGCAGAAGCUAAGUCACCUUCCAGAGCAGGUAGAACCUCCACUGCUUCGAUAUUUCUCUCGUCCUCUUCUAGACCAGCUGCGGAUGCAGCCAUAGCUACAUCUACCACGUUAGCUUCUCCACAAACCCAGGGUUUUGCAUCUUCUCCUUUUUACGUUAGCCCAGUUUCACAGCCCCUCAAUCAGCCACCAACCCAGCAAUUCACCGGUAACGUCUCUGCUAUUCCACGGCCUGCUUCUGAGCCUUUGGCUUCCAGGGAGCAGAGGGUUGCCGUUCCAGCUCCCAGAACAGGUAUCUUGCAGGAGGCCCGCCGCCGAAGCAGUAAGAAGCCCAUGUUCAAAUCUGUAGAAGAGAAGAAAAAGAAUUCCCCAAAUCCAGAGUUAUUGUCCCUUGUGCAGAAUCUGGAUGAAAAACCCAAAGGGGACCACCAAGGAGCAGGAUUUGAAUCAGGCCCUGAGGAAGAUGUUCUCAGUCUGGGAGCAGAAGCCUGCAACUUCAUGCAGUUCUCAGGCCGGAAGUUCAAGACCCCACCUCCAGUCGCCCCUAAGCCUCAGCAAUCAGGCACCCCUAAUGGAAUGGUGAACGGCCCAUCUCCUGCGCGUGACCUGCCUCAUUUGAAGGGGAAAGGGGCGGAGCUUUUCGCUAAGCGGCAGAGCCGAAUGGAUAAGUUUGUGGUGGAGGCUGUACCAACAUCGAAGCCAAGAACUCCAUCUCCUGCCCCUUCUCUUCCCUCUUCCUGGAAGUAUUCACCCAAUAUCCGUGCCCCACCUCCCAUAGCUUACAACCCAUUACAUUCCCCAUUUUACCCACUGGCAGCUAGCAAAUCCCAGGCCGCCAAGGCAGAGAGCAAAGUUAAGAAAGCGCCAAGCCACAAAUCAGGGAUCAAAGUCAUUGACUUCCUCAGACAUCAACCCUACCAACUAAAUUCGGCCAUGUUCUGUUUUGGGGAGACUCCAAACACUGGUGUCCAGACCCCUACAAGCCCAACAGUUCAACAGUCCAGCUUGUCUUUCACACCGGCCAAGCAAGCCCCUGUGAAAACAACCAGGACCUAUGAAAUCCGUCGUUUUUCCACCCCUGUCCCAAUGCCAAUUUCGAGUGGUAUGGCUCCCACAGUGUUAGCUCCUCGUUCUGCCACAACAUUGGAUGAACCAGUUUGGAGAGCAGAAGUGACCUCUACUUCUGAGCCUGCGUCCCCAGGGCUCUAUCAGGGAGUUCCCCUCCAAUAUCAAAGUUCUCCUGAGCUCAGUGAGAUGAGCAGAGGGGUUUCCUCCAGCUGGCCCAAAUCAUCCGUCAACUUCCAGGUAGCUAGACCCAGGUUUUCAGCGUCCCAAACUGGGAUGCAGGCACAUAUUUGGAGACCAGGAUCUGGUCACCAAUGAAAAGGUUUUUUCUGUUCGUUUUAAUAUCUUCAAUUUUGUAAGUGAGAUUAGUUUCCGCUCACUGCUAAUUGUGCUCUGGCUUGCAAACUUAGGUUUGCUCCUGUGCAGUGUGCAAAAUGGCCAUAGACACAGUUGUUUAAGCUAAAUACUUGUCUUUGUGGUUCCGUUCUUCUGUUUAAACCUAAUUCCUAUAAAUUAGGUCACUGAAGACAAACUGGAGACAAACUGCCUUUCUUCCUAAACCCCAAUCCCUCUGGGUUUUUUUGGGGAGGAGGUUGAAAUUCUUUAACAGGAUUAAACAGGGGUUUUUUGUUUUGUUUUGUGUUUUGGAGCAAGAAAAUAAAAUAGUGAAGGUAGAUAGCUUUUUCAUUGACAUGGCAGAUGAAUGAGACUCAUCUUAAGCAACAGGAAGCAGCUCAAACAUCAUGAAUAAAUUUUAGCUCUGGAGACCUGACAGCCUGCCUUCAUCUAAACCCAAAGGUGGACAAAGAAAUAAAAUUGCCAAAAGUGGGGUUUGGGUUUUUUUCCUUUAUAGGGAAGCAUUCCCUCAUUGUCCCCACAUUUUGCCCUUGGAUUAGCAUUCUGAGACAAAUAGGGGACUCCAGUCUGCUUUGCAAUUUGUAUGUAUGUAUGUAUGUAUGUAUGUAUGUAUGUAUGUAUGUAUGUAUGUAUGUAUGUGUGCCUCUGGAUCAGUCUUGACUUCUGGCAGCUGCCUGGACAAGAUUUUGUUUUUUUGCAAAGCUUUUCAAAAGUGGCUUACUAUAUUACCUGUUUCUUAGGGCUGAGAAAGAGGGACUGGCCCAAGAUCACCUGGCUUCAGGCCUAAAGCAGGAUUAGAACACAAGUCCAUGCUGCGUUAUAAUUCUGUUGCCAAUAUUUGUGGCUAAUAUGUUUGACUGAGACCCAAAUUCAAGAUCCUACUUAACUCUAGACCUCCCUGGGUCAGUCAUUAUUUCUCAGGUUUCUUAAAGAGCUAAAGGAGUGAGGAAAUUACAGGCAAAACAUCAUGUGUUCUGUCAUGAACUUGUAGAAGAAAGGAAGGCAAAAAUGCACACAUGUAUGUAUAAAUAAAGCAGAAGAUUUGAAAGGCACUGGUUCACAUAAAUGUAUCUACAACCUCAGCCUGGAAUUACUAAAUGGGACAGGAGCCAAAGACUAAAUCUUUCCUUCUCAGGAAAGAUUCCUGGUCUUUUAGGACCAGGAAGGCAGACUGAAAAGGCUGGGAAUAAAAAAGGCAUAGAAAUGACCUUCUAGGUAAAAGCAGCUGUGAUUUAAAUACAGCCAGAAGACCUUAGUCUUCUUACGACCCAUUUUUUUCCUAACUGCAAGAAAGAUAUAAAUGUAGGGAGAGUUUACUCAUCCGGUCUUUUCUUGGCAGCCAUUUUCCAUAAAUCAGAAAUAAUAUUUUCUGGAGGUUCCUGAGAAAAAAAAGAAGAGGUUGAGAGAAUUCACAGGAGCAAAACAUGAAGUGUUGACAAUUGAAUUUGCUAAAAUAAAAGAUGGCGUUCAUCUCUUAUUACGAGAGAGCAAGUAGAAGCGGGGGAGGGAAGUAGGAGCAAGUGUGUGAAAAUUCAUGCGGUAGGAUUUAAUCACUAAGCCAAAACAUCAGCAAGAGUCCUUAUAGGCUCUUGCAAUUUAAUUAAAGAUAACAAGCGAGGAGAAGUUAUUUUACAGCUACUUGAAAUCUUUAAAUGUGCCCAGGUAGUGGUGCUAGAAGCAAGAGGAUAUUAAUCUCACAAUUACUCUGCAUUCACUCAGUCCCUUGAAAUUUUGUGAUGGGGGUUGUAUUAGGAGUGCAGUGCAUAGGGGAAAACACUAAAAAUGUAAUCUGACCUGCAAUCACAUUUAGAUCCUUGAGAAUUUGAGGUCAAAUACACAAAACAUUCAGUCCAAUUUUGAAUUAGCCCAUUUACAGAAAAUUUACAUGAGCUAAAGUCAAAGGAUUGGAGUGUGCAAAUAGUGUAUUUUAUCUCCGAUGUCAGAAUCUUUCCUAGGCUGCAUGGCUUGACAUCAAUGUAAACUGCAGUUCUUGAACUGGCUGUCUGAAUAAUCUACCAGAAUUAUUUAUAUUAUUUUGACAGUUCUUGUUGCUAUGAAUGGGAAAAGAAUUACGUGUAACCUAGUUUAUCUGGAUCUUCAUUCAGUGGAUUUCAUACUUUAGGUACAACAGGUAACAUUUUAAUUCCAAUCUCUUCUUCAAAACCAAUUUUGCUUAAAAUUGCCCAGGCAAUUGUUGCAAUGUAUGCCAUUAAUGUAAUCAUAUAGGCCAGGGGUCUCCAACCUUGGUCCCUUUUAAGACUUGUGGACUUCAACUCCCAGAGUCCCUCAGCCAGCAAAGCUGGCUGAGUAACUCUGGGAGUUGAAUCCACAAGUCUUAAAGGGACCAAGGUUGGAGACCCCUGAUAUAGGCAACAUUUUUAUGCAUUUUGCAUCAAUUUAUACAUUUUGUGUGAUUACACAAAUCAUAAUGUAAAAAAUUUCAGUUAAUUCUUCAAACAAUGUAAAUUGGUGCUAAUGACAUGAAUUGGAUUUAAGGGAUAGUUGGAUUUAAUGGACUAUAAAUAAAUGGCUUUAUAGCUUUGUUUAUGGAACAUAUUAAACUGGAAAACAUGGUAUUUGAGCAUAUGCAAGCUGCCAUAUAACUUCGUCGCAGCCUUUUAGCCCUUACCACCCUGUCCAUGUUGGGUUUCCUAUUGGGACUUCUAACAAACAUGGCUACCAGUUCUGAUUUCUGCAAUUCUAAAUUAGGAUCAAUUUCAGGUUCCAGUGACACGGAGAUCCUGUGUUCAGAAAACUUGAAUAAAGAGCUAUAGGCAAUUAAGGACUUUGCAGUUUAGCCUAUCAUACAGAGACAAAGGCCCUGAAGAAAGCUGAAGAACUGUCAGUUUAGGAACACCUAAUGCAAUUGCAAAAUCCUUUGGGAUGUUUUUUUUAAUUUGAAUUUAUAUCCCGCCCUUCUCCGAAGACUCAGGGCGGCUUACAUUGUGUUAAGCAAUAGUCUUCAUCCAUUUGUAUAUUAUAUACAAAGUCAACUUUUAUUGCCCCCAACAAUCUGGGUCCUCAUUUUACCUACCUUAUAAAGGAUGGAAGGCUGAGUCAAACUUGGGCCUGGUGGGACUUGAACUUGCAGUAAUUGCAAGCAGCUGUGUUAAUAACAGACUGCUUAGUCUGUUGAGCCACCAGAGGAAAGAUUCUUUUUUUUAAAAUUUGCAUUUAUAUCCCGCCCUUCUCCGAAGACUCAGGGCGGCUUACACUAUGUUAGCAAUAGACUUCAUCCUAUUUGUAUAUUUAUAUACAAAGUCAACUUAUUGCCCCCAACAAUCUGGGUCCUCAUUUUACCUACCUUAUAAAGGAUGGAAGGUUGCAGUUAAGAAAGAAUCCUUGAUGAGGCACCAAAAAGCCACCUAGCGUUAAUACCAAAUAAUAUUUUCAGUGGGAAGGAGAAUUCUGGUAAGAUUUUAAAUAGGGAGAAUGAUGGAAUGAAUUCCAAAAGAAAUAGCAAUUAGCAUAGAUUAAUCAAGAAUUUGUAUUAUCCAAAUGGAGAUUAAAUGGAGGAAGCUUUGAGAUCCAGUUUCUAUAACCAAGUCCAAAUUUUAUAAUCCAACGUCGAGCAUUGCUGGGACUCAGUCAACUGGAACCUUUUGGAUCUCAUGGAGCAAAGUGUAACCAUUCACCUUUCAGAGCAGAUGUUGUGGGUCUCGAGAACUUUUCAGAACUGCUCAGAAAUACAGAUUUUCAGUACAAGUUCUAUUAAGAAAGUAAAGGAUCCUACCACGGGAAUAUAGGAGCUGAGCUAGCUAGCCCUCUCCUCCCUCACUAUUGAAUUUUCUGUUAACUGGAUAAUAGAUAUGAAGUUGUGGUAGGAAACACCGCCAAAAGACACACCAUCAUAAAAGCAGUCUUCAACUAAGCCACCGGGAGAGGGACAACUGCAGCUCUUCCGAUCGCUGCUUGAAGAAUGACUAAAAAGUGAAUUUUUUUACCUGGAAUGCAGAAAGACACUUUGGAUGAUCUUCGCAUCUUUCGGAUCAUCGCAUUGGCUUUCUCCACAACAAACUCGAAAGAAUGCUCUUUGCUAGAGUGUUGUUUGUGACCCGCUUCUCCUGCUUUUUCUGAAAAGUGACCAUUUCAUGUUGAAGAAAGGAACCUGCCAGCUGGAAGCUUUUCCCCCAACUGUGUGAGGCUGAACUUCUGAAGUAAUAAUAGAACUGACGCUGUCAUUCUAGUUUUUUUUUUCUUUCAUUUGAAACUGAAAGUCACUUUCCAAAUGCUUGUGCUGAGGAAUAAAUUUCUGAUAUGCACUUUAA
Messenger RNA from Ahaetulla prasina, 7665 nucleotides. It is a transcript of the gene SYNPO2L, whose product is annotated as synaptopodin 2 like. NCBI's taxonomy places the organism in Eukaryota, Metazoa, Chordata, Lepidosauria, Squamata, Colubridae. The transcript has 4 exons. Gene Ontology annotation, cellular component: actin cytoskeleton; Z disc; nucleus. The record is from RefSeq and is a predicted model, not a curated record. Gene Ontology annotation, molecular function: actin binding. Bases 119 to 3358 code for a protein of 1079 amino acids. Gene Ontology annotation, biological process: positive regulation of actin filament bundle assembly.